AUGGAGGGCUCUGCAGAUGAUCUCGGAGCCCCUGAGUCAUGGGAGGUCGCCGAUUUGGACGAGUCCAUGAACCGUUUGAACCUCAUGCUCUCUUCCAGCAAGGAUUCCAACCACUCUCACCAACGUCUCUCCGAUGAUGACGCUCCACCGCCGCCUCCUCCUCCGUUCCCUUCGUCCAGUGGUGUUAAGGUUUCCGAUGACGUCGUCAAUCAGGUCGAUCAAUUCCUUCGCGAAGCCAUUCAGAACCCUCGCGAACGGCUCUCAAUCUUGAGGAUGGAGCAAGAUGUUGAAAACUUUAUUCGCGAUCCUACUCAACAGCAGCUUGAAUUUAAGCAGCUUCCAACAUCCUAUUUGAGGCUGGCUGCACAUCGGGUGGCUCAGCACUACUCAUUGCAGUCAAUGGUUUUACUGGAUAAUAGUUUACCAGAUGGUUCUGGGUCAAGAAUUAUUGUUCGCAAAACCUCUGAAUGUAAGCUUCCAGUUAUCCGCCUUGCAGACAUCCCUGUGAAAUUAUCAUCAGAAAACAGUGCUGUCAUGAAGGUGGCAAUCAAACAGAGGCCGCAGAAGCGGACCCAGAUACUUAGCAAUGCAAAUUCAAACUCAGUGAAGAAUAGUAACUCUAAAAGUGUGGAAGAGAGAAAAGAGGAAUAUAAUAGAGCUCGUGCUAGGAUUUUUAGUUCAAGCAAUAAUUGUGGAACUGUAGUUGCGAAGCCAGAGUGUGAGUCAAGACAGCAGGAUAACUUGUUGCAUGUUUCUGUGGGGGUUCCUCGUGUUGAAGAUAAAUCAGCUUCGGUGUCUGAUGUCACUUCUGGUAGGGGGCUGGUUGAGUCUUCAACUAAUACCAAUAGGCCUAGAAGUAGGACAGAGAAGGAGCCAGUUGGUAGGUACAGGCAAAAUAAUAGGGUGGCUAUAUUUCGAGACCGUGAGGUUGACCGCAAAGAUCCUGAUUAUGAUAGGAGCUAUGAUAGGUAUAUGCAAAGAUUUGAUCCUGGUUUUGGGUUCAGUGGAGGAUCAUAUGCCAUACAGCCAAUGUAUACAGCAGUAUUGAAUUACAACACCGAGUUUCCACAGCUUGGAUCCACUCAUAGACCCCAGCUUUCAGCUGAACACCAACCAAGACCUCUUCCACAGCAUAUACCUGGGCCAUGGGCUGCACAAUCAACACCUGCUGGAAUUGGAUAUGGACAUCCUGAGACCAUGAUGCCACCAUUUAAUCCUAAUCAAGUUGGUGCACACUCCACAUCAGCCAUGUAUCUGCAUUCAUCUCAGUAUCCCUGUCAGCGCCCUGGAAUGCCAUUUAUCCAUCAUGAACAUAUUCACCAACCCUUUGCACAGUCUCAUCAGCCCCCACCUGAUGCAAGUUUUGGAUUGGCCCGGCCCCGAUCAUCCCACCAGCAUAUCCCUCCAAUCUCAGCUUUGCAAGGAUGCUUCCUGCAUCUUCUACCAGUCCGUGACUGUGUCCCUUGUAGACAACUGAAAUUUUUGAGGAGCUUUAAGAGCAUAUCUACUGUUGAUCAUGAGGACUUCCUCUUUGGAAACGGACCCCAAAAAACUUUGUUCUUGACUUGGAUGAAGCUCCCUCAACAAGCUUUAGGGGUUUCAGUUAAAGAGAUGAGUACGUCAUCUGCCUUGAGGUUGCAGCAACUUUUGAUGCUCUGA
Sphenostylis stenocarpa is the source of this 1659-nucleotide messenger RNA. The record is from the annotation of a GenBank genome assembly. NCBI's taxonomy places the organism in Eukaryota, Viridiplantae, Streptophyta, Magnoliopsida, Fabales, Fabaceae.